UAGGCAUAAAAACAUAAAAAACAUGCGCAGUUUCAUACGAAUAAAGUAAAACAAUCUACUUUUUUAGGUUAUCAAUAUUUUUUAUCAUAUCUUGUGUUUCUGUGCUAUUGUUCGAUUUCUACUCAAUUAAUAAUUGCUACACAAAAACAGUAUAUAUUGUCAAUUAGAUAUUAAGAACAUCGCAGUUUGCCCACAGGAAUUUAGUCAAGUGCCCAUUAGUUUCCACUAUGGCUACAUCAGUGUCAGUUGAUGAGCGUAUGUUAAAAGGAAUAAGAAAAAUAAUUCCAAAUUUGAAUAAUACCAAAUAUAAAGGACAAGAUGGUAGAAUUGGAAUAUUUGGUGGUAGUAUCGAAUAUACCGGUGCCCCAUAUUAUGCAGCAAUGAGUGCACUUCGCACUGGAUGUGACUUAGUGCAUAUAUUUUGCGUGAAAGAUGCAAGCAUUCCUUUGAAAUCAUUUAGCCCAGAACCUAUUGUUCACCCAGUUUUAGAUCAAUAUGAUGCUAUUAAACAAAUAAGACCAUGGCUUGAUCGUUUACAUGUAAUCGUUAUCGGACCAGGUCUUGGUAGAGAUGAUAAAAUAUUUAAAACAAUUGUUGAAUUAAUUUCAAUUUGUCGUGACAUGAAAAAGCCACUAGUAAUUGACGCAGAUGGAUUAUUUCUAAUUAGCCAAAAGCCUGAUAUUAUAAAAGAGUAUCCAGGCGUAGUUCUUACUCCUAAUGCGAUGGAAUUCAGUCGUCUUGUUAAAGGAGUACUGGACAAAAAUGUUCAACCUACGCCAAUGAUUAAAACUAACGAUGUUAAACAUUUAGCAGAUGCAUUUGGCAAAAAUGUAGUAAUUUUGCACAAAGGAGCAAAGGAUGUAAUUGCAGAUGGACAUAAAGGUACAGAAGCUGUGUCAUGUGGAUUAGCAGGUUCUGGAAGAAGAUGCGGAGGUCAAGGAGACUUACUGUCUGGUGCGUUAGCUGUAUUUUGGUGGUGGGCUAUUUGCGCUGGAAGUAGUGAAAGUGCUUUGUCACCUCCAAUAGCUGCAAGUUACGCCGCAUCUAGAUUAGUAAGAGAAUGCAAUGCAUCUGCAUAUAAGAUAAAGCAAAGGGGAAUGCUAACAUGUGAUAUAUUGGAACAAAUACAGCCAGUUUUUGCUAGAAUUUUUGAAACUCAUUGUAACAAGUGAGCUACUUAGCUAAAACGACUAUAAUUCUGAUGUAAAAUAUUUUUAUAUGAAACAGAAUUGUUUUUUCUUUAAAAGUUUUAAAUAUAAAAUCCUUAUGUAUAUGUUGUAUAGAUCAAUUAAUAAUAAUUGAUAAUAAUAUUGAUAUUGAUUAUAGAACAUCUUCAUUCAAUGGGAGAAGUCGAACACGAAGCACUGAUUCCUGAAUUAUAUCUAUAACCCCUUAAUUUUUCAUUGUACAUAAAAAUUUAGUAUAUUUUUGGAUCAUUAAAACAUGAAGCGAUAACAUUAGAAAGGAAAAUUAUAUAAAUUCAGGAAUGUAAAAAUCACAAUGAAUUUAUUAUAACUAAUGAUAGAUCUUUUUAAUGUCAUUAAAUGCAUUACAAAAUAAAUAAAACACUUUAUAAGCUUU
Messenger RNA from Bombus pascuorum, 1581 nucleotides. It is a transcript of the gene Naxd, whose product is annotated as ATP-dependent (S)-NAD(P)H-hydrate dehydratase. Bases 228 to 1172 code for a protein of 314 amino acids. Gene Ontology annotation, biological process: metabolite repair. The transcript is spliced from 2 exons. Gene Ontology annotation, molecular function: ATP-dependent NAD(P)H-hydrate dehydratase activity. The record is from RefSeq and is a predicted model, not a curated record. Lineage: Eukaryota; Metazoa; Arthropoda; Insecta; Hymenoptera; Apidae.